GGCUACUUGGGAAACCACUUUCUUUCUUAUUUCUCUCUCUUCUUUCCAUCGUUUCUAACUUACUUCUCCCUGGUUCAUUCACAAUAACCAGAAUUUCCCAACCGUACUUGCGUUGAUUCUAAAUCCAGCGCCAAAUAUAUUAAUUUCAUGCCUGAUUUAGAAUCAACGAAUAUGGACGGUAUUCUUGAAGAACUUGAUGAAGCAAAAGCUGAUAUUGAGAAGCUUAGGGCGGAAUGCAAGAUGAAGGAAGAAUUAUCUGAAAAUUUGAAGAGAGUUAAUAGCGAACAAUUCGCAAAGUUGCAGGAGGCGAAUUUGAAAAUUGAGAAGCAAGCUCAGGAGAUAAAUGAAAAGGCAGAAGAAUUAUCCAUGGAGAAGAAUCGUUUGGAGGAACUAGAACGAAGUUUACUUGAAAGAGAGUCUGCUGUAAAACAUCUUAGUUCUGCCAACGAUAAGCUUCGAGAUGAUACCAAUGAGAAGUUUGAAAAAUUGAAAGAGGAAAAGAGAAGUCUGCUAUCGGCUUUGGAUGAUUCGAACGAGAAGUGCUUGGAUCAAGAGCAGAAGAUAUAUGAAUAUAGAGGAGAAAUUAAAGGCCUUAAAGAGAGUCUAUUGCUUUGGCAAAGAAAGUGUUCAGAAGCUGAAGAACGGUUCAUGGUGCAGAAGGAGCAUGGAGAAAGAGAUGAUACACUGAUUGAUUUAAACAAUGAAAUUGCAAAUCUUAAAGAUCAGUUGAAGUGGAAGAUAGAACAAUUUAAACAUCUGGAGGAGGCACUCGAGAAGGUCCGAGAUCAAUUCAAGGUGAAUAAGAAAGAGUGGGAGCUGGAGAAAGGUACUCUGCUUGAUGAGAUCUCUUCACUGCAGACAAGGCUAGAUUCUCAAAUCUUAAUCUCAAGAGAUCUUAAUAACAAGUUAGAAAUGUGCAACCAAGCCCUCGCACAUGAAGAGAGUCGACGAAAAUAUUUGCAGAUUCAAGUUGCUGAUUUCGAGACACGCUUUGAUAAUGUUCUUGAUGAGUGUGAACGAGCAAAAAUGCAACUGGAUGAAAUGACUGCUCAGAGGGAUAAAGAAAUUGCUAAUUUAAGAAGUUCGUUGGGAACAAAAGAUUCAUUUCUCAAGGAAAGAGAAUAUCAAACACUAAAGCUGGAGGAAGAAAAUCAGGAGUUGCGGACAGCCAUCAAUGAACUCCAGGAGGACCAAAUUCAAGCAGCAGGAGCUUCACCCUCUUUCAGAAAACUGAAAGACAAGAUGCAAAGCUUGGAGACUGCACAUGGUGAAUGUGCUGCAAACCUAAGGGCUAAAGAAAUUGAAUGGACGUCCCAACUGGAUGGAGUUUUGAGUGACUUGAAUAAUUGCAAAACUGAGUUAUCCAGAAGAGAGGCAACAAUAAAGGAACUUGAGGCAACGUUGGAAAGUCAUCAUUCUUCAGCAUUGCAGUUGAAGUUACAAAAUGAGGAGUUCUCUGCCAUGUUACUAGUAUUGAAUCAGGGAAUAUCGGAGGCUCAAGUGAAGCUGUCAAAAGAAAUGGCCGAAGUUUAUAUGCAUGACAAAGAGAGAGAGGAGAAAAUAUCUUUAUUGAUGAAGCAGCUGGAGGUGCAGAAUGUGGCCUUGGCAAAGGCCCACAAAGUUAUUGAAGAAGAGCGUGAAGAGGUGGCGUCUUUAAUGACAAGAGUAGAGUCUUUGGAUCUUUUUGAGGAGCAGCUUCAAUUAAUGCAGAAAGAAAUAGAUAGCUACAAGGAAAUGCUCGAGGAAUCAACCAAGUGUCAGCUUGACUUAGAGGAGCAGUGUUUGCAAAUGAAAAAUGAUGCAGCAGAAAAACUUGAAGUUUGCAACGCCUUAGGCAGGGCAAAUGCUGAGCUUGCUGAAAAAGAAUCUAUGUUUAUUCGAGUUCAAUCAAUGGAGCUAAUUGAUGAGCAGUACAAACUAAAGCUGAAAGAGCUUGAUCACUUUAUGGAAAUACUUGAAGAAUCAUCCAGCGAUUAUAUUGUGUUGGAAGAACAAGUGUCGCAAAUAGAAUGUGAUGCAAUGGAGAGACUUCAAGAAGCAUGCAAUGCAUUGGAAGAAGCAAAUACCGAACUGGAUGAUAAAAUAUGUGAAGGAAAUGAAGUUGAUUUUGAAAUGUAUAUGUGGAAAUGUAUAUCUGAACAAUUAAAAGUUGAUCUUGAGGAAAACCACAGCAUACGUAGAGAGUUAGAAGCCUCGCUUCUUGCAGAAAUCCAUGCAGGAGAGAACGUUAAGCAAGAGAAAGAUGGCCUUAUUCAGAGGUUGAAUGAGAAAGACAAGAAGAUUGAAAGUCUUGAGCAACAGGUUAUGCUGCUGGAGCAAGGGCUCGAAAUAAUAGAAUUGGAGGCUACUGCUUGGUCAGGAGCAGAGUCGCCAACUUCCUUCGAGUCCAUGAGAGAGAGUUUUCUUCAGACUAUAAGAGAGAAGGAUGAGAUCAUAGAACAACUCCAAAAUGAAGUUGAGUGUCUGGAGCAAGAUUCUCUGAGAAGAGAACUUGAAGUAGCUGUGCUGUCUCAUAUUGGUGCAGAGAGUAUGUUUGAGCAAGAAAAGGAGAAACUCAUCCAAAUGGUAGACAAGAAAAACAAGCGAAUAGAUCAACUCAUGCAGCUAGUGGAUUCGCUGGAACAGAAAUUUAACGGCUCUUUAAUAUCUUUUGCUUCACAGCUUGAUGAGAAGCAAGCAGAAAUUAGUCUAGUCUACCAGGCCUGGGAGAAGAUCAAUGCUGCUGAGAUUUUGGCUGCUCUAGAAACUGAAGAGAAGAAAUUGAUGAUUUUGGAACUUGAGGAAAAUAUUCGUGUGAUACAGCAGAAACUGGAGUUUCAGGAAGUAUCAUUGGGUCAUGCUAAAGACAAAGCAAUGAAGAUUGAAGCAGAUCUGGAAGCAAAGGAGUCUGAAAUGAAGAAACUGACUGAUCAAUUGAAGACAAAGCUAACACAUUCGGAUGUCUUGAUCGAUGAGCUCAAGAGUGAGAAAAGUAAUUUGAUAGAGGAUGUUAUGAAGUUAUCUUCAAAUAAGGAAGACUUGAUGGGUAUUAUUGGGGGCAUAGAGAAUCAUAUCAACGAGUUUUCCAAUUCAGACAGAGAACUGAUGGGCCUCCUGGAGAAGAUAAUACUCUCUUUUGGCAAUGAAUGUCAAGGAAUGGAGCUGAAAGAGAACGUGAAUUCUCCUUCAAUGAAAAGAUUUGACGUCUCAGCUGAUACAAGAUCACCCUUUAGAGAGCUUAACAGCUAGCUGCCUGCAACCAGUAGCUACGACUCCUUAAGCCAUACAGUAUAAAAGCCAUUUUUCCCUUCUAAAUUGCUUUGGUCUGUACAAUUCUCUGUAUAAGCACCCGCCCGCCAACCUUUUUUAAUUUAACGUAGUGUAAGAAUCUUCUUGUUUUUGUACGACAAAUUGAUUAGCACAGGCUCAACUUCAUUUACUUUAGAGCCAGUGUUUAAAUUUGUUUAAAUUUUCUCUUAUUUUGUAACAACUCUUCUUGUAUGUUCCAUUAAUGGACCAUUGGAACAGUUCAUUCGUUGU
Messenger RNA from Momordica charantia (bitter melon), 3519 nucleotides. RefSeq names its product basic helix loop helix (bHLH) DNA-binding superfamily protein. NCBI's taxonomy places the organism in Eukaryota, Viridiplantae, Streptophyta, Magnoliopsida, Cucurbitales, Cucurbitaceae. The record is from RefSeq and is a predicted model, not a curated record.